This is a messenger RNA of Paramisgurnus dabryanus, 864 nucleotides long. NCBI's taxonomy places the organism in Eukaryota, Metazoa, Chordata, Actinopteri, Cypriniformes, Cobitidae. The record is from RefSeq and is a predicted model, not a curated record.
AUGGCGGCACCGCCCUCUAAUAAUAAGGCCAAACGAAAACGUGUGUUUGGUGAUGAAGUGAAGUCAGUAUCAAUGAUUGAGGGAGAUUCUGUUACUCUACAAAGUUAUAUUACUAAACUACAGACAGAUGAUCUGAUACUGUGGAAGUUUGGACUUAACAAGACUCUAAUAGCAAGAAUUAAUGGAGUGGCCAAAGAUAUCUCAGUAUUUGAUGAUGUUCUUGAUGGGAGAUUCAGAGACAGACUGCAGGUGAAUGAUCAGACUGGAGAUCUCAUCAUCACAAACAUUGAAACUCAACACACUGGAGAUUAUAAAAUAAUCAUCAGCGGCAAACAGAAGACCUCAUUUGUUUUUAAUGUUAUUGUCUAUGCUCGUCUUCCUGUUCCUGUCAUCUCCAGAAACUUUUUACAAUGUUCGAAUUGUUCAUUAUUGUGUUCAGUGUUGAAUGUGAGAGAUGUGAGUCUGUCCUGGUACAAAGGAAACAGUUUAUUGUCCAGCAUCAGUGUGUCUGAUCUCAACAUCAGACUCUCUCUACCUCUGGAGGUUGAAUAUCAGGAUAACAACACAUACAGCUGUGUACUCAACAAUCCCAUAACAAACCGAACUCAACAUCUCAACAUCAAUCAUCUCUGUCAGACAAGUUCACAUAAAACAGCUCUUACCAUUAUUCUGAUCUGUUGUGCUGUUGGAUGUCUGAUGGUUGUGGCUUUAGUUCUGAUCUGCUGCAUCUGCAGGAAACGAAAAAACACAAAACAACAGGUUCAGACCGGUGAAGUGGAGAUCACAGAUCCAGCAAUCUGUACAACACGGGACGGAUUAUCCAUAGACAAGAUUGGGCAAGUGUCCUGGGGCACCAGCACAUAG